This is a messenger RNA of Meloidogyne enterolobii, 484 nucleotides long. Lineage: Eukaryota; Metazoa; Nematoda; Chromadorea; Rhabditida; Meloidogynidae. The record is from the annotation of a GenBank genome assembly.
UAAAUAAAUGAGAAAACAAAAUCAACAACAAAAGCAAAGCCAAAAACAACAAUUUUCAAAACAAAUAAAUGCCCAAACUUUACGAAAUUCAUUUCUUGAACAAGCAGCUUAUUUAUUAAAUUCAAUAACAACAUCUCCUGUUCAACAACAAAAAGAAGAAGAAGAAAAACAAAACGAUAAAAACAACAAGAAAGAAAAUAACAGCUACAAUUUAUUAGCAAGAUUAGCAUUACGAGAAGUUCGUGAACUUUGUUUUGGUGAUCAAAUAAGAAUGCAUAAAAAUUUUAAAAGAAAUUAUUGUAAAAGAUGUUUCAAUUGUUGGUUGGCACCAGAAAGUGGAAAAAAUUUCUUUUCGUUAAAGAUUAAACAAAUUUCAAAACAAAAAACAAUUGUUUUAAAAUGUCAAUCAUGCCAGAAUAACAAAACAAUUCCAUUCAAUGUCAAUUACAAAUCAAGAAAUGAGAAGGUUAAUAAUGAUUUUUGA